Lactuca saligna is the source of this 2713-nucleotide messenger RNA. The record is from the annotation of a GenBank genome assembly. Lineage: Eukaryota; Viridiplantae; Streptophyta; Magnoliopsida; Asterales; Asteraceae.
UAGAGCUAAAAGUAUAGGGGGCAGAGUUGUUAUGUUUUCAAAGUUUUUUAGAGAAUCUUGUCAGUCUUGGACAAAAAGUUAGAAUUCAACGGCCAUGACGCGUAUUCCCUACUCUCUCUCUCUCUCUCUCUUCAACUGAUUUCGUUCAAGCAGCAGUAAGCAUCGUUGGUAGCACAAAACUCGAUUGAUAAACGCUCAUCGUUGAAUUUUGAAACCGUAAAAUACUCGAACAUUACGGUCAAAAUUUAAUUUGUCCCAAAUUGAUCGGCUAUAUGGUCUCUUCAUCGUAGUACGUUCUUCGUUGAUUCUUGCUUAAUUGAGCAGGUAAGAAUCCCCUCAUCUUCCAUGUGAAUUUCAAUAGAAACUCCGUAGCUGUUAUGAGUCUUUCAUCAUCCUGUUCAUUUUGAUUCUAGAACUCUCCCUGUACAUCUCUAGGGUUUUUACCGCCUGGUCAUGUUUCAAAUCUGGGUGCUCAUUCAGAGGAUUUGAGCUCUUUGUGUAGUGCUUGUUUGAUUUGCUUGAGAUUUCUUAGGUUUGUAAAAAGUUUGGAAAUUUUAGAAAGAACAUGUCGUCCGCUGGUGUUGUUGCUCUUAGGCCGUUCUGUGACGACUCCAUUUUGCCUUCGUUGUCUGUACAUAACCAAGAUCCGAUUAUGAUUCAAUUGGCUAUGUCGGGUUCCAUGGUUCCAAUGAGGGUGUUGGAGUCGGAGUCGAUUGAGUCGGUGAAACUUCGGAUUCAAAGCUAUAAGGGGUUUGUUGUGAAGAACCAGAAGUUGGUUUGUGGAGGUAGGGUAUUAUCCAGGAGUAACUCUUUGGUUAGGGAUUAUGGUGUAAGUGAUGGGAAUGUGGUUCAUUUGGUUGUCAGGCUUUCUGACCUUCAAAUGAUCAAUGUGAGGACUUCAUGUGGUAAAGAAAUCACUUUCCAUGUGGAAAAGAAUCGUGAUGUUGGUUAUGUAAAAAGGCAGAUUGCUAGGGAAAAGAAAGGAUUCAUUAACAUGGAUGAAGAAGAAAUCCUGUGCGAGGGUGAGCAGCUGGAAGAUGAGAGGCUUAUAAAAGAUAUUUGCAAAUAUAACAGUAAUGAUGCAGUCAUCCAUUUGUUUGUUAGGAAGUCUGCAAAGAUUCAGAAGGAUUUUGAGCUGAGCAUACAAUCAAAAGAAUAUGAUGUUGGUGUGUUACAACUUCAGAAUGGAGGUAAUGGGAUAGAGUAUUAUGGAUCGGUUCCUAAAGAAGCUGUAAACAGAAGUGUGUGGUUGGAAGCUGUGAGUGUCAACCCAAAGGCUGCACUCCCUGGUGUGGUUUUGGAGCUGGUAAACUCGACGCAUGAAGGUUUGAAGAAGGGGAAUUAUCCAGUAAGAUCUUGUGAGGGUACAGGUGGCGCGUAUAUGAUGAUGGAUGCAUCAGGGAGUAAAUAUGUUUCAGUGUUUAAGCCGAAUGAUGAGGAGCCUAUGGCUGUAAAUAACCCCAGAGGAUUACCAUUGUCAAUGGAUGGUGAAGGGCUAAAGAAAGGGACAAGUGUUGGUGAAGGUGCAUUAAGGGAAGUUGCUGCAUAUAUUUUAGAUCACCCAAAAGGCCAACAUAAUAAUAAGUCUUUCUCUGGUAGACGCAAGGGGUUUUCUGGGGUCCCCCCGACACUGUUGGCCACAUGCUUGCACCCAGGGUUUAACCAUAACCAUAACCAUAAUGGUGUAGAAUUCAAGGAGAAGAUCGGAUCAUUGCAGAUGUUCAUGGACAACUGUGGAAGCUGUGAGGAUAUGGGUCCUAAUGCUUUUCCAGUCGAGGAAGUUCAUAAGAUCUCUGUUUUGGAUAUCAGGAUGGCAAAUGCAGAUAGGCAUGCUGGAAAUAUAUUGGUGACCAAAACCAAAACCAAAGGAGAAGAUGCUAAAUUUGUACUCAUUCCUAUUGAUCAUGGCUACUGCCUGCCUGCCAGUUUUGAAGACUGCACAUUUGAUUGGCUGUAUUGGCCUCAAGCUCGGGAAGCGUUUAGUAGUGAAACAGUCGAAUACAUAAACUCACUGGAUGCUGAGGAAGAUAUAGCUCUGCUUAAGUUUUAUGGAUGGAAUUUACCCUCAAAGAGUGCACGUGUGUUUCGAAUAUCCACCAUGUUACUGAAGAAAGGCGUUGAGUUACUAAAAACCCCCUCCCCUUUUGCAAUUGGAAAGCUGAUGUGUAGGGAAAACUUGAAUAAGCCGUCUGUGAUUGAAGAGAUAGUCCAAGAAGCAGAAGAUCUUCUUCUUCCUGGUUCAAGUGAGGCUGCAUUCAUUCAGACUCUUUCUGAGGUCAUGGAUCGCUGCCUUCGUAAAUAAACUAUUCAAUUUCUUAUGUUUUCCGUACAUAUGAGGUGAGUGAGAUUGAGAUUUGAGAGAGAGGGGGUUAAGUUCCAAUAUGUAUUUUUAUUCUUUUAUAUUUUGUAUUUCAUUUCAAUCGGAGUGGAGAGUGGGGUUUCGAUUUCUUGAAGAAUAAUACAUUUACCAAAUGCUAGGUAGCGAGGAAUACGAGUUUAGUGAGUUUUUAGACUCAAAUUUGUUUGUUAUGACUUAUGACUUAUGAUUACGUACCUACAUACACAAAGGAGGUGAGGUGAUUUCUUUUGUCUUGUAAAUGUUGCCCAUUAUUUGUAUUUUGUAGCGUUCUCUUAUGCUACUAAGUGAAGAGAGGAGGGAGGAGAAUAAAACGUAUGAUUGUACAUCUCGUCAUUACAAAAAAAUAUAUAUAGA